Hibiscus syriacus is the source of this 1158-nucleotide messenger RNA. Its product is annotated as WAT1-related protein At5g40240-like. Gene Ontology annotation, molecular function: transmembrane transporter activity. The transcript is spliced from 7 exons. Gene Ontology annotation, cellular component: plasma membrane. The record is from RefSeq and is a predicted model, not a curated record. The coding region runs from base 47 to 1117 and encodes 356 amino acids. Lineage: Eukaryota; Viridiplantae; Streptophyta; Magnoliopsida; Malvales; Malvaceae.
UAAAAGUCUUGGUUUUUCUCCCAAGUUAGGGGAAGAAGAGUGAGCCAUGGAAGUAUUACCAAGCUUAGCCAUGGUUGGAGUGGAGUUUUCAAACGUGGUCAUAAGCAUUCUAUUCAAAGCUGCUUCUUUGAAGGGGCUGAGCUAUUACAGCUUCGUUGCCUACUGUUAUGUUUUAGGCACCUUGGUUUUCACCAUUUUAGUCCUCUUCAGAAAAACUGUGUUUCCUCCUUUGAAGUUCCCUCUCGUCUCUAGACUCUGCCUUUUUGCGGUUACAGGAUAUUUAGGUUUGAUGUGUGCAUAUAAAGGUAUAGACUUGGGGUCACCAACUCUCGCCUCUGCCAUUAACAACCUCACACCAGCUUUUACCUUCAUACUUGCUGUCUCCUUCAGGAUGGAGAAAGUAGAAUUGAUAAGAGCAGCAACUCAAGCUAAAAUCAUUGGCACCAUAACAUCAAUAUCUGGUGCAUUGGUCAUCACUUUCUACAAAGGCCCCUUAGUUAUUCCAUCAUCAUCAUCAUCAUCAUCAUCUGUUCUACAACUUCAAAGACCUUUGGAGUCCUCUCAAUCAAACUGGAUUAUCGGUGGCAUCCUCGAAGCUAUUGCAUAUCUUCUUUAUUCCUGCUGCUAUAUUCUUAUGGCUCAAAUAAUGAAGAUAUAUCCCGAAGAGAUUGUUGUAACUUUUUUUUUCAACUUGUCUGUGGCCCUUUUAGCCUUACCAGUAUGCUUUAUGGCACAACCACAGUUGAGUUCUUGGAGUUUAACAGAUAGUGUAUCAGUUGUUGCAGUCCUAUAUACGGGGCUCUUUGGGUUCUCAUUUAGCUCAUGUACUCAUACAUGGGGUGUACGCUUGAAGGGGCCUGUGUUUGUUGCAAUUUUCAGGCCAACCUCGAUUGUUAUAGCUGCUGUUAUGAGUGCCACAUUACUUGGUGAAGCGCUUUAUCUCGGAAGCGUGAUCGGGGCAGUGAUCAUAACAGGUGGUCUUUAUGCUGUGUUAUGGGGCAAAGCCAAAGAAGCAGAAGAAAUGAGAGAUGAAGAGCCCUGUGGCUUAAGCCCCUUAAGACCCUUAAGACCCUCGUCUAGUGAUCGGGUUCCUUUGCUGCAGAGUUACAAAUGUUGAAUAAAUGCGUAAAUAUUGUAAUGGCCAACGCUUUCAAAUUU